ACCCCGUUUAUGCAACAAGUUUUAAUAAUCGCCAGAAAAACGGCAAAAACAAUAAACAAAGAAGCUUGAUUGAUUUGAAAAUAAAUUGCUAAUUAUCUUUUUUUCGCUCAAUCAUAUCAUCCACUUCUGAUAAGCCAUACUGCUGAUAAGGUUCGCAUACCUUAGCAUUCCUUAAUCCGCAACUUCCUAGCGAAAUCCUUGUGCUAAAAACCAACCACAGUUGCGCAACUUUUGUUCCUGGAGAAAUAUAUGGUUCACUCCAAGACAAGAGAUUUUCUGCUUGUUCUCUUGGUCUUGGUCUAGUUUGUGGGUAGAAAGGGAACGGAAACGGCUUCCGCAACCAGCCAGUUUCGUAAUAAAAGAACAAACGAAAUUUAAAAUCUAAAUUUCACGAUCAAUUCGUAGAAAUUUGUGCAAGGAAACUCCAAACUCGAAGAAUCAAGGUGUGUUAUCUCACAUCAUUGCAUUUGCGGAUUUGGUUUUUGGUUACGGAUAAGAUAGACUGAUUUACUAUAAAAUAAACCGCCAUCAAAUCGGAAAAUUAAGCCAGACAUUAAGAGCAAAAUGCCUUUAGCAAACCAAUUAGGAGUCCCUUGGGGGGAUACUAAACGACCCCCAGAUGAUGAAAUGGGAAUGGAAAUGGAAAUAUUGGUAGACGAACAAGUAGACCCCUCGCCUCACUCGAGCCAGAGUCAGAGAAAUAACGCGAACAACAACGGGUCAAAAGGGGUCAGCCCUACAGAAACACCGACGGACGACUUGAAUGGUGAAGGACCAAUGAGUGGAGUGGAGGCAGAAAUCGAGGUCAAUGACGUCACUUGUGAAGGCCAUGAAAAAGCGGAUCCUUCACAGUUUGAACUUUUAAAAGUUCUUGGGCAAGGUUCCUUUGGGAAGGUGUUUCUUGUGAGGAAAGUCGUCGGCAGUGAUGCUGGGACAAUGUAUGCUAUGAAAGUGUUGAGGAAGGCGACAUUAAAAGUUCGUGAUCGAGUUAGGACCAAGAUGGAACGAAAUAUUCUGACCGAAGUACAACAUCCCUUUAUAGUUAAGUUACACUAUGCAUUUCAAAGCGAAGCGAAGCUCUAUCUCAUUCUCGACUUUCUUCGGGGAGGUGACCUGUUUAAUCGACUCGCGAAAGAGAUAAUGUUCACGGAGGAGGAUGUCAAAUUCUAUUUGGCAGAAUUGGCUCUUGCCCUUGAUCACCUACACUCUAUUGGGAUCAUUUACCGAGACCUCAAGCCGGAAAAUAUCCUCUUAGAUUCAGAAGGACAUAUUUCGUUGACCGAUUUUGGACUUAGCAAACAACCAUUGGAGGACGAGAACGCGUAUUCAUUCUGUGGUACGGUGGAGUACAUGGCGCCCUGCGUGGUGAACAGGAAGGGACAUACUUAUUCUGCAGACUGGUGGAGUUUUGGAGUCCUGAUGUACGAAAUGCUGACUGGUUGUCUCCCAUUCCAAGGAACAGACCGCAAAGAAACAAUGGUACAAAUUCUUAAGGCAAAGUUGGGAAUGCCACAAUUCUUGUCCCCUGAAGCACAAUCCUUACUUCGUGCCCUCUUCAAAAGGAAUCCGACCAACAGACUUGGAGCCGGAGGCGUACAAGAAAUUAAGUCGCACUGCUUCUUUGAGGGAAUUGACUGGGAAAAGUUAUACUUGAAAGAAGUAGUCCCACCAUUCAAGCCUGGAAUUUCUAGAGCAGAUGAUGCUUUCUAUUUCGACACUGAAUUUACGUCUAGGACACCUAAAGAUUCACCAGGAGUGCCCGCCAGUGCAAACGCCCACGAAUUAUUCAGAGGUUUCAGUUUCAUCGCUUCGUGCCUGCUAGACGACAAUAUGAAUUCUUCGCCUGUUCACAAUUCUAUUUCAAACUCGGUCAUCGUGGGUGGUGGUGCAAGUAUUGUUUCAGACAACAAACCCAAACCGGAUAUAUUCAGAUCCGCUAUACGAACGAGCAAUAUACUAGACGAAUAUGAAAUGAAAGACGAAAUUGCCAAAGGUGCUUAUGCAACGUGCCGUCGUUGUGUUCACAAAAUCUCCAGGGUUGAGCAAGCAGUAAAGAUUAUUACAAAGGGGACGCACGAGUGGCAUGAUGAAGUCGAUAUCCUCCUUCGUCACAGUCAGCAUCUGCAUAUUGUCACUUUAUACAAUGUAUAUGAAGAUUCAAAUAACGUAUAUCUAAUCACUGAAUUAUUGCGAGGGGGUGAACUGCUCGACAAAAUACUAACACAGAAAAGACUAUCAGAACGCGAGGCUGCAGAUAUAAUGGCUGUGUUGGUGGAUACUGUGGCAUAUCUUCAUAGACAUGGCGUUGUUCACAGGGACCUGCAACCAGCAAAUAUAGUGUAUGCAGAUGUUGCCCAAACUCCGGAAGGAAUACGUGUCUGUGAUUUUGGUUUUGCGAAGCAGUUGCGAGCAGAAAAUGGUCUUUUGAUGACUCCGUGUUACACUGCGAAUUUUGUGGCUCCUGAAGUACUCCGGAAACAAGGAUAUGAUGCUGCGUGUGAUAUUUGGUCCCUCGGUGUCAUCCUUUACACCAUGUUGUCAGGGAAGACGCCGUUUGCAACAGGUGCAAAUGAUCCCCCAGCCAUGAUACUUUCCCGGAUCGGGACUGGAGAAAUAGAUGUCACCUCGGGAAACUGGACAAACGUUUCGGAGUCUGCGAAAAGUAUUGUCCGCAAAAUGUUAGAUGUUGAUCCAGCCAAACGUCCAUUUGCAAAAGAUAUUGCUCACUGCCUCUGGCUAAAGAAUAGAAAUUUGUUGCCGUCACAAGCUCUGGCCAUUGAAUAUCCUUCAUCCCUUAAGAGUGCCAUUCAAGCCACGUACUCGGCUCUGUCACAAAGUCCAAAGGCCCCACCGUUGGGCCCUAUCGUUCAAUCCGAGUUGGCUCGUAGACGUCAGCGCUCAAGACCUCAUUCCUCCUCAGAGAUGUAACACUUGUCAAUUCAGUGGUCAAAACCAGCCAACGCAACGCUAUAUUUUCACGAGUGCAGCAACAAACGCUACCACCACCACCACGUACAUCGAAUACUUCAUUCGUUUUCACUAACUCACUCCUACAAUGGAUUGGAACUAGGAAAUUUAGAAAUACACAGAUAUAAAUUUGAGUGGGGAGAAGGAUUUAACCAAUGUAUGAUUGGUGGUCCACCAUGUAAACCUGUCUGCGUCAUUUCUGUUCUUCUCCUCAUGUCCAUGGAGAAUAAUAAUAUAUUACAAUUAAUAGUUCUAUCCCACGCUAUGUCUGUAACGUUUCCAAAUUCUCUGGCCACUUUUAAACUCAAUUUCUCAUCUUUCACACUCUGUCUGUUUCACCACUGUCCGAUAAAUUUAAGACGAAAGUGAAGACUUUUUUGUAAUAGAAGUAUUGUAUUAAUAGUCCUGUUCCUGUUUGCCAUUGUUUUAUAAGUUUUCCCUUUACGGACAAUCUACUUUUGGACAACCAUUUUUUUAAUUCCUAGUAGUAUUUACUUAUUAUAGACUUGUGCAUUGUACCUUGAACAACCAUUUUUGUAAUAAUAAUUCAACCUUCAUCAUUACUACAUUGUACCAUUUUAUCCUUGCAAAACAAUUAUUUCCAAAAGUAAAUAUUUGUGUACAGAUAUUUUUAAUAAUAACAUUCUCAACUUUUUAGUCUGACAGAAGUUAGUUUCAGUCUCUCUGGAAAGGGAUGAAAACGCCAUGCGAUGUGAUGAUGCGAAAAAAGUUAUGUACUUAUUUUUAGAUUCAAUCAUUUAUUUUAGCGAAACUUUAGUUAAGGACAUGUUAAAAUGACAAAUGAAGAAAGAAGAAGAGGAGAAACAACCAGUGAUAUUUUUGUGGCACAAUAACGUACUUAUUCAUAGAUCAUACAACUUCUUUUAAUAAUUGUUCUAAUACUAUGCGAAUAUAACACCUGCUGUUUUUCUCUCUCUCUCACAAUGUCAAUGUGAUGGCCUAAGUCAACAAUAAGCUUAUUAUUGUGUAUCUUUUACCUUGUAAAAUGUUUUGCCAAUUUAUCUGAGCUGAUUUAAUAUGUAUUUUAUCUGACGGUAACUCUACUGUGAUUAAUGAUUUCACAUACGUACAUACGUAUUUAUGAUGUAUUUAUUUUAAAUUUAAGAAUUUACUUAUGAGUACCACGGUCUAAAUAUGAUCCUUCCAAAAAAAUAGGUUUUACUAAAACUAAUAUUUAUUAUUAAAUUGUCUGCUGAUUAUUAAUAAUAUUUAACAGUUAUUCCGAUUGCAUUUGUGUAUCACUUACACUAAACUUUUUAAAUGAAUAAAUAAAGAAAUGGCAAGUUUAAAUAUUGUCAAAUAUAAAUUUA
Messenger RNA from Folsomia candida, 4298 nucleotides. RefSeq names its product ribosomal protein S6 kinase 2 beta. The transcript is spliced from 14 exons. Lineage: Eukaryota; Metazoa; Arthropoda; Collembola; Entomobryomorpha; Isotomidae. The coding region runs from base 565 to 2928 and encodes 787 amino acids. Gene Ontology annotation, biological process: intracellular signal transduction; protein phosphorylation. Gene Ontology annotation, molecular function: magnesium ion binding; ribosomal protein S6 kinase activity; ATP binding. The record is from RefSeq and is a predicted model, not a curated record.